AUGGUAUGUUUAUCACAAGUUUGUGUUGGAGAAUUUUUCUGUGGCUAUGCUGACUGGGUAGAUGCGCCUCCUUGUGAUGGUUGUCGCAGUAAAACCAGAAGACAAGGCACGGGAUCUCUACUCUCUUCAGAAAUUCAAUAUGGAGCAUCUCGAGUUGAACUCUAUCUCUGCAGUGUUUGCUCAAGAAUCACUCGUUUCCCACGCUACACUGAUCCAUUAAAGCUUGUGGAAACAAGAAGGGGGCGUUGUGGGGAGUGGUCCAAUUGCUUUACACUUUAUUGUCGAGCUUUUGGCUAUAAAUCUCGUCUGAUCUAUGGUUUCACCGAUCAUGGUUGGACCGAGUGCUUCUCACAGGCUUUAGGAAGGUGGAUGCAUCUUGAUCCUUCUGAAGGAGUAUAUGACAGACCAUUGUUAUAUGAAAAGGGGUGGAGUAAGGAAUUAAAUUAUGCAAUAGCCAUUGCAAAAGAUGGAGUUUAUGAUGUUACCAAACGCUACACAAGGAAGUGGGAUGAGGUUCUGUCCCGACGAAACAUUACUACAGAGCCUGCCUUGUCAGCUGUCCUUACUACUAUAACACAAGAAUGUAGAAGAGGCUUUACUUCUCAGGUGCUUUCUGAACUUGACGAUUGUGACAAGAAGGAAAGAGAAGUACUUGAAAGAGAUUUACAUUCUACAGAUGAUGACUCAAUCUCAUUACCUGGAAGACAAAGUGGGGACAAGGAAUAGCGCAAGUUAAGACUGGAAUUUGGCUCUG
Alnus glutinosa is the source of this 754-nucleotide messenger RNA. Its product is annotated as peptide-N(4)-(N-acetyl-beta-glucosaminyl)asparagine amidase-like. Gene Ontology annotation, cellular component: nucleus; cytosol. NCBI's taxonomy places the organism in Eukaryota, Viridiplantae, Streptophyta, Magnoliopsida, Fagales, Betulaceae. The transcript has 8 exons. Gene Ontology annotation, molecular function: peptide-N4-(N-acetyl-beta-glucosaminyl)asparagine amidase activity. Gene Ontology annotation, biological process: protein quality control for misfolded or incompletely synthesized proteins; glycoprotein catabolic process; protein deglycosylation. The record is from RefSeq and is a predicted model, not a curated record. Bases 1 to 726 code for a protein of 241 amino acids.